AUGGCGACCACCAAUCUCUCCAAUUCAUCUCAUGUAGAUGAGAAAGCGUCCGGAAGACAAAUAGCCGAGGGAGGUGAGGGUCAGAAAUACAGUCACCAUGAAGACGUUACGGUGAAUUCCUACGUGGAUGAGGCAGGGGAGCCUGAGAACGCACGUCCAAUGACCUUUCGUCGAUUCAUGGGGUUCACGGCGAUGGCGUUUCUGUGGACGGGCAGUCAGAUUCCGGUAUACCUCUUCGGGGGCAUCCCACCGCACAUCUACGCUGAUAUUGGUGGGUCUGAUCGGUGGGUUUGGUUUGUUCUUGCGAAUCUAUUAGCACUGUCUGGGGUCUGUCCUUUCGUCGGGUCGCUGUCGGAUCUGAUCGGUCGUCGCUAUGUUGCCAUCAUCGGGGCUACUCUCGUCUGCAUUGGCAUGAUCGUGUGCAGUACCGCUAAUACUAUGAACAUUUUCAUUGGUGGAAUGGCGAUCGCCGGAGCAGGAGCAGGGGUCAAUGAAUUGACCGCACUGGCUGCUACGUCGGAAAUGGCGCCAACCAGACAGCGAGGCAAAUAUGUCGCCGUGCUGAUCUUCACCAUUGUGCCCUUUUGUCCAUCCGUUCUCUGGGCCCAACUUAUUUCAUCACACAGUGGUUGGCGCUACGUUGGUGCGUUCUGCGGCGCCUGGAGCGGCUUUGGCUUGCUCAUCACAACCCUGUUUUACUUCCCGCCUCCCAGAACCAACUCAGAAGGAUUGAGUAGACGGGAUAUCCUCUCUCGAGUGGACUAUGUUGGUGGAUUCCUCAGCAUAGUUGGUUUGAUUCUUUUUAUGGCCGGCAUGCAAUGGGGUGGCUAUCAAUACGACUGGACAUCAGCCCAUGUGCUUGUCCCACUUAUCCUUGGAUUCGUUAUCCUAGUUGCAUUUGGCCUCUGGGAAGUAUACGGCGCCAAAUACCCCAUUUUCCCUAGUCGGUUGAAGCAGGAACCACGCACGCUGGGCUUAACGCUGGUGAUCACAUUCAUCUCCGGAGCGAACUUCUUCUCGGUAAUUAUGUUCUGGCCCACUCAGUCGUUCAAUGUCUAUGGUCACGACCCCGUGGACGUCGGUGUUCGAAGCCUGCCCAUUGGAUUCGGCAUCAUGGGCGGUGCAUGCAUCGUUCUCUGGCUACUGAGUGUCCUCCGAGGACACAACAAGGAGUUGUUGAUUAUCAGCAGCAUCUUGAUGACUGCAGGCUGCGGCGCAAUGGCAGUCGCACGACCCGACAACCUCUACCAACUCUGGGGCAUCCUCACCGUCGCGGGCCUCGGAAUCGGAGGAAUCGUCGUCCCAGCAUCAAUCAUGACCACCAUCAUCUGCCCAGACGACCUAAUCGCCACCAUCUCAGCCCUCACGCUCUCCAUCCGCGUCGUAGGCGGCAGCAUCGGCUACACAAUCUACUACAACGUGUUCAUCUCGAAAUUCAUCCCCAACGCAACACACUACAUCGGCGGCGUAAUGGUCACAAAGCUCAACAUCACCGACCCGAUCCUCAUCGAGCACGCCAUCGAACUCACCGGCGCCUCGCUACUCGACCAGCUCCACCACCUCCCGGGCAUUAAUGGCAGCGAGGCUGCGUACCAAGCGGUCGUGGUGGCCGGGCAGAUGGCCUACGCGGAGAGCUAUAAGUGGGUUUAUUAUGCUAGUAUUGGGUUCGGGGGGGUGUCGAUCCUCGCGGCUUGCUUUUUGGGGAAUAUUGGUGAUUAUAUGGAUGAUCAUGUUGCUGUUGUUAUUUGA
This is a messenger RNA of Aspergillus melleus, 1749 nucleotides long. RefSeq names its product putative MFS drug efflux pump. Lineage: Eukaryota; Fungi; Ascomycota; Eurotiomycetes; Eurotiales; Aspergillaceae. Bases 1 to 1749 code for a protein of 582 amino acids. Gene Ontology annotation, biological process: transmembrane transport. The record is from RefSeq and is a predicted model, not a curated record. The transcript has 8 exons. Gene Ontology annotation, molecular function: transmembrane transporter activity.